AAGCAAGCCAUUCGAAGGCUGGGGAUAUACAGUAUCAAGCCGGCGUACACUCCACCUCCCAUGAAGACGCAAAAGUCCAUGCCACCACCACCGACAUCCUCUCCAUACCAUGCCUCACGCCGCCGUGGCUUGUAUCCGGGCAUUCUGGAAACGCCAUUGGACAAUCUUGACCCGAUUUUGUACGUCCGUGAACAGCGACAUGCGCUAAAGGUUGAGGAAAAGAAGCUGCUGUUGAGGCGGUGGAAACAUGCUUGGGAAGAUGUAAGGCCCGCCCAACCGUAUUGGUACGAGUUAAAGACAAAACAGUUCAACACCGAGCUGAAAAAGGCGUUCUGGCUGGAUGAGCUUCCUGGGCGAGCCGAUAUGGAAUGGGAUGUGCGAAGGGAACUCAAGGACCUGCAUAAUCGGGUCAUCAUGGAAGAAUUGAGUAAAGAGCUGAAGAGGGUCCAGAGCAAUAUGGGAAAAGUGAAAGCGAAGUGA
Messenger RNA from Fimicolochytrium jonesii, 480 nucleotides. RefSeq lists its product as uncharacterized. Bases 61 to 480 code for a protein of 139 amino acids. The transcript has 3 exons. The record is from RefSeq and is a predicted model, not a curated record. Lineage: Eukaryota; Fungi; Chytridiomycota; Chytridiomycetes; Spizellomycetales; Powellomycetaceae.